ACUGUUCUGUGUUACUAACACCACAAGUGAGGAAGGUAAAGGGAUCCACAUACCGUUACCUGUCGUUACCUGUAGCAGUUGUAUAUAAUGGCAACCAAGGAGCAAUUAUUGGAUGGUCUAAGAAAAGCUUUUCAGGGAACAAGUGAUAUACCACAGGACAAGAUGCUGUUCACAUACAAUGGGGUCAUCUACCCCUCAGCAACAUGCAAUAUUCCAACAUUUAAAACUAUUGAAACCUUUGAGGCAAGAGAAGAUGACAUAAUGCUUGUGGCGUAUCCCAAAUGUGGAUCUAACUGGUCUAUGAAGCUACUGCAUGAUAUGGUUCAUGCAAUAUACAAUAUAGGGCCAUCUUCAGUCAUCCCACUGAUUGAGUUUGGACUUCCUGAUAAAUUUGAGAAACUAAAAGAAGAACCCUCCCCACGAGUUUUAGAAACACAUUUGCAUUAUGAUAACAUACCUAAACCUUUUUUUGAGAAGAAUGUGAAGAUGCUUGUGGUGUUUCGGAAUCCAAAAGAUACAGCAGCAUCAAUGUUUCAUUUCUAUAAAAACAAUCCGCUUAUUCCCAGCUACAACUCCUGGGAUGAGUUUUUCCCAGACUUCAUGGCUGGAAAAGUUGUAUGGGGAUCUUAUUUUGAUCAUGCUGUUGCUUGGAACAAACAUCUAAAUGAAAAAGUUUUGUUGAUGACCUUCGAAAAUAUGAAGGAGGAUUUGGAAGGUUCAGUUAAGAAAAUUUCAGAAUUCUUUAGGAUCUCUCUGACUGAGGAACAAGUGAAGCUAAUCGCUGAAACAGGAACAUUCAAAUCUAUGAAGGAGAACUCCAAUGAAACGCAUGGGGAUUUUGCAAAAGUUCUCUUUAGAAAAGGUGAAAUUGGAGAUUGGAAAAAUCAUUUCACAAAAGCUCAAAGCGAAGAAAUGGAUGCAAAGUUUGAAGAGUGUUUAGCAGAAACAAAGCUUGGAAACAUGUUGAAAUAUGAUGUAUAUUGCAAAUGGUAGAUGUACUACAAUGAAUAAGUAAAAAGAAAUCAUGUGUAAAGAAGCUGCCUUUUGAGUUUUGCAAGCAGCUAAAUAUUGAAUAAACAAUGCUGAAGCAGACUAUACGGGAGUUGCCAAAUA
Messenger RNA from Pseudophryne corroboree (corroboree frog), 1113 nucleotides. Its product is annotated as sulfotransferase 6B1-like. The record is from RefSeq and is a predicted model, not a curated record. Gene Ontology annotation, biological process: sulfation. Gene Ontology annotation, cellular component: cytoplasm. Lineage: Eukaryota; Metazoa; Chordata; Amphibia; Anura; Myobatrachidae. Bases 88 to 993 code for a protein of 301 amino acids. The transcript has 7 exons. Gene Ontology annotation, molecular function: sulfotransferase activity.